AUGCUGGAGACAAUGCACGAGAAUGAUCUAUUUGAUAUGUUUCCAGAAUUUUCUAAUGUGGUACAUAUCCUUGCAGUGAUACCUGCUGCAUCGUGUUCUGCAGAACGAUCAUUCGGUGCGUUGCGCAGAUUAAAAACUUACCUUCAUGGGGCAAAAACUUGUCAGUUACAUCGCACUUAUUAACAUUGAAAGGGCAUAUGCCAACUCUGUAGUCAACAAUGACAUGGAUCGUAUCAUUAAUAUCUUCGGCCGUCGAAAUGGCAGAGACAGCUAUUUCUUUUAACGUGUUUUAUGAGCUCAUAUGAUAGAAUCAUACGAAAGAAUAUUUUCACUUCAUCUGUAGGUCUAUGUUAGUGCACCGUUAGUGACCCUUGUUUCUUCUCGGCUCAGUUUAGUAAAUACUUGGACAACUUGAGCGAAUUUUUUUGGGCAAAUGGCUCAAAGCACCCCCUGGCAAAAACUUGCCCGUGCGCCCAUGUGUUCAAGGACGAAGACAUGGCGUUGAUUGCUUCUGUGGUAAGCUUGGUGUGGGCUUUCAUCUCCUCCAAACAUUGAAAAGUCUCUUUGAACAACGACGCAAAUCGUUCAGAAUACGUUUUGAACUCCUCUACCGCCUUUUCUAGUUUUUCCUGCAUUUUUGUAGCUCAGAUCUAUGAAAAUAAUGAAGUUAAAGUUCUCACUUAGAGUCUACCGAAUGUUUUCUAUAGCUUACGCCUCACAAACUACUUGUCACGCCGUGACAAUAGGUGUGAGGCAUUUUUCCACGUAAAGUCUGCUAAGUGACCCCUAUAAACGACCUUUACGGCCUUGUUUAGCAUUAUUUGUCCUUGCCUGCGAACAACAGACAUUUUGCCUGUCGCUCGAAUGAAACAACGGGCAACAUUGACUUGGUGACGUUUUAAACCAGAACAUGCAAGAAAAGCUAGAGAGGGCCGUGGAAGAGUUCAGAGUGUAUUAUGAACGAGCUUCGUCGUUGUUCCAAGAGACCGUUCAGUGCUUGGAGGAGAUGAAAGCCGAAGCGAAGCUUAGCGAAGACGCCAUUACUACUUUAGCUUCGUCCUUGAACAUCGAAGAGAUGAAAGAAGCCCUGAAGAGUAGGACCUCGGUAGUUUUUAUUGGGAAUCGAAACUGUGGAAAAAGCUCGAUUUUGAACGAAGUUCUCGGCGGAUCCUACUUACCAGUCCACGAGAACCCAUGUACUUCCCGAAUAGUCAAGAUUAGUCACUCGAUGCGUGAAAAUACAAUCAGGGUCGUUGACAAAGCAGGAGAAGAAGUUCAACCUCCCGUUACAUUCACAAGGAAAGUUCCCAAGAAAUAUGUGGUGGUUUGUGAUGAUAGUAGAGAGCAAUCAGAACGGCUGAAGUACAUCGUUGAAAUUGCCUUGAAUCACCCCAUAUUGAAAAGUGGCAUCGAAUUAAUCGACUCCCCGGGAAGGAAUGAGAAUGAUGCUCUAGACGAUGUGGUGGACGAAUUCUUUGAAAAAGGCACUACACCUCUCGUCGUUUAUGUCAUCGAUGGGAAUGAGCAACUAAGGCCAUCGGAUCUCGACACAAUUCGCUUCCUUCAAGACAAACACCCACAGUUGUCAUUCAUGUUCGUGUGUAACAAGGUAGACACAUCGGCUAGCGCGCAGACAUUCGACGCUCGAAGCUCCGACGAACUUGAUUCCGACGAAGAGGAAACAGAGAGGGGAGUUGACAAGCAGAAAAUUGUCUUUGCCCAACUACAACGCCACGGAUUGAUAGCGGAGAGUGAAUCCUAUGACAGUUGUUCUUCGUUUUAUGGAAUAUCUGCGCAAAACGUCCGUGAGGACCGUAGGAAGAAAACCUUUAGCAGAGCAACUGAGCUAUUUAGCAAAUUUGAAGAGGGUUUGUUGAGUGUCUUAGAGGAAACCGUCAAAAGGCAAGCCAAGCAAGUGGUAAGCAAGCUCAUCUUUCUGCAAACGAGUCUGGUCCGUGCAAUGGGAAGAACGAGGCGAGUCCUCCCCCACAUGCUUGGAAGUCCGUUAGAAUUUGACACUGCUAAAAGUGUCGAAAAAUCUUUAUAUGAUUCGUUGACCUCAACCAUCGGAAGCGAAGAAAACAUUGGAAGGGUGGUAAAUUGCAUUUUACUAAAUCUUGAGGAAAAAUUCCUCCGCGAAGCUGUUCAUUUCCACACAACAGAACAAGUUUCUCCGGCGCACGAGUUGGAAGCACGCAUGAAUUGCUUGCUUCUCUUGAAAGAAAAUUCCAAGUAUCAUCGCAGGCUUACCUGGAAUAAGGAAGACGUACCUUUCCUUCGAUUCCUGAUCGUUUUGAGAGGGUUGGUCCUGGACAGAACUUUCAAUGAUUUAAAACGGGGUUUUGGAGGGUUUGUUGACAGAGCAAAAGAGGUCGUUGAGGUACAUUCAAGAAAGAUUAUCAAUCCACUACUUCGGCAUGCGUUCGGGGUAGCUUAUGGAUCAGGCCUACCAAAAACGGAGAGCAGUUCUUUACCAAACAAACCUUCUCUAGAGUUGCCUGUACUUCUGACACCCGUGGUGAGCAAAGCGUUAAGAAAGGUGCUGUCAGAGAUUUUGACUGAAGGGUUACUUCACGCGAUGGAACGCAAAUCCUCAAACGCCAAUGAUUUCAAAAUGGCAGAUACGCAAAGUCGAAGAAAAAUCCUUGAGUUAAUUGUUUCUAAAUUCAGCAGUCAGCGAUCGCGAAUCACGCGUGCUAUUUGUGUUGCCUCCAAAGGUCUCCUUGAUACCGUACACAAAGCUUUCUUGAAGGUCAUGGAUGACCUCACUGGCCUAAAUGACUUAGUGUCCAACAACUGGUCACGGCAAUUGGAAGAAAUGGCAGCCCUGUACAUCCCCUCUGUGAGGUAUCUUGCCGUUCAAGGGUUCGCUCUGCAGUUCCUGCUAAACAACGGACCACUGAUCCUCGGUCCAGAAAUGAAAUCUACUAAAUCCACUGCCGUCUGCGCCCAAACAUCCGGUUCCACCUUCUCCUCCUCGAUGACCUUCACAACAAACUCUCCAGCAGAUACUUCACCUGGCCAUCCUGUGGAGCCAUGA
This is a messenger RNA of Orbicella faveolata, 3040 nucleotides long. Its product is annotated as dual serine/threonine and tyrosine protein kinase-like. Gene Ontology annotation, cellular component: cytoplasm. The record is from RefSeq and is a predicted model, not a curated record. Gene Ontology annotation, molecular function: ATP binding; protein kinase activity. Lineage: Eukaryota; Metazoa; Cnidaria; Anthozoa; Scleractinia; Merulinidae. Gene Ontology annotation, biological process: protein phosphorylation; negative regulation of apoptotic process; cellular response to fibroblast growth factor stimulus.